AACCUAACUUUUUAAAUAAAUAAAAAUGGUAAAAAUCUAUCAAAAAUAAAUACGAUUUAAUAAAAUCAAUAAAAUCCUUUUAAGAACUAACCCCCAAACAAUUUACUUAAUCUAAAUGGAUCUAAAUUGGAUUCACAUCAACACAAUGAAAAAAAUCAUCUUGAUUGGGGGCACAAAAAUUACUCCAAACGAUCUUAAAAGACGUCUUAAAAUCAAUAAAAUCGUUUUAAAUACAAAUUCCAUAUUAUUUAUUUUAUCUAAAUGGAUCUAAAUCGAAUUUACAUCAACUCGAUGAAUAAAACCAACUGAUCGGGGGAACAAAAAUGAUUCUUAGCGAUGCCUCCCCACUUAAAAGAUGUCUUUGUAGCAAUAAAAUCGUUUUGUACCGAAUCGACGAUUCAUGGUGUUUUGUAUUUAGUUAAUUUUAAAUUACAUCCCAUGGAGAGAAUAUUUUGGUUAUUAAUCAUAAUAUCAGCUUUAACCGGAGGAAUUUUAGCUUCUUUAUCAAAUUGGAACCGUUAUCUAGCAAAUCCGACCGUUGUUUCAAUCGAAAAAGAUUUUAGGAAUUGGAAUAAUUUGUUUCCGGCUGCCACUGGAUGCCUUUUAAACAAAGUCGAUGAAAAUAAAGCGGAAAUUUAUAUCUUAAAAACGUGGGGAUUGAAUAAAAAUGAUAAUAAUUAUGAUUAUUAUUUGAGUUUUGUUGAAGUCGUGUCAAAUAUUUCGUAUUUAAAUUUAAACGAUUUUAAUCGAUUUAAAAAUGAUUCUAAUUUAGAAAAUAUUGAUAUGUUGAAUUUAGCUUUAGCCGUUCAUCCAGACAUCGAUGGGAUUUUAGUUACAUCCGAUUUAAAGGUACAAUCAACUUGGGAAAUGAUUUUAACCGAGCUAGGAGUAUGUUUUACGAUGAACUCUAAAUACUCGAAUUUAAUCCGAGUUGAUUUAAACACAUCAAAAGAAGAAUCUCAUUUACAAAGUUGUCAUUAUUUAAAUGGUUUGUGUUAUGCUAGAUAUGAUACAGAGUCGGAUUCAUCAAUAAAUUUUUAUAUACAUUCCCCUCUGGAUAUCGUACAUUCAUCGUCGGAGUUACCUUGGCUUGUUGGGUCAAGUCAAGAGGUUGAAAUUAAUUAUAGAAUGCAAGAAACCGCUUCUGAUUACAACUUAAAAUCUUUAUCUCCGUACCAAAGGAAAUGUCGGUUCGAAGAUGAACCUUUAGAAGAAAAUUUGGGAAUUUUUAGUACGACUUUUUGUUAUGUAUCGUGUCGUUAUAAAAAAAUGAUUAAUUUGUGCGGUUGUGCACCGUAUUUUUAUAAAACUUUUAAUGAAGAGGCUAAAAUAUGCAAUGUAAGUGGGUUAUUGUGUGCGGCUAAGUUUGCUAAGUUAAUCGUUGAGCCCCCAUCGAAAUUUGGGUGUGAGUGUCCUCAACCGUGUAAUAUUAUUCGGUAUUUACCCCAAAUUCCAAAAAUUACUUAUUGGGAAUUUGGAUAUUUCGAUCAAAGAUUAACGUUUAGAUGGGGGUUAUUACCCCCUACGACUAAAUACAGGAGGAAAGUGUUGUUUAGUUUCGAAGAUUUAAUUGUUUCAUUCGGAGGUGCAAUUGCUUUAUUUUUAGGGUCAAGCUUUAUUAGUAUCAUCGAAAUAAUUUAUUGUUUAAUUAAAUAUUUGUUUAAAUUAAAUUUUUGAGCUAGGCAACCAAUUUUGCGAGAAUUUUCUUGUUAAUUUUAAUUUAGCUAAAUUUU
This is a messenger RNA of Onthophagus taurus, 1733 nucleotides long. The record is from RefSeq and is a predicted model, not a curated record. Lineage: Eukaryota; Metazoa; Arthropoda; Insecta; Coleoptera; Scarabaeidae.